GAAUGCGGAGCCGGGUUCACACACCCGGCGGCGGCGCGGCUUUAAAUAGCCAGGAGGCGGGCGCUGCGCGCGGGCCUGGAGCCGGAGACCCGCCAGGGGGGCGAGAACCGCUGCUGCCCGCCGCUGCUCGCCGCUGCUGGGGCCUCGGCGGCUGCGCCUGGCACCGGGAGGCGCGGGGGCGCACCAUGCCUGCAGACACUCCGGGGAAGUCGAGCGCCUCGCCGCUGGCAGGAGCGCCGGCCAGCACCAGCCAGAUCCCAGACAAGCCCCGGAGUGCGGCUGAGCACCGCAAGUCCUCCAAGCCGGUCAUGGAGAAGCGGCGCCGAGCGCGCAUUAAUGAGAGCCUCGCUCAGCUCAAGACCCUCAUUCUGGACGCCCUCAGAAAAGAAAGCUCCCGCCAUUCGAAGCUGGAGAAGGCGGACAUCCUGGAGAUGACAGUGAGACAUUUGCAGAACCUGCGUCGCGUGCACGUGACAGCCGCGCUCAGCGCCGACCCCGCGGUCCUGGGCAAGUACCGCGCCGGCUUCAACGAGUGUCUGGCCGAGGUGAGCCGCUUCCUGGCCGGCUGCGAGGGCGUCCCGGCCGACGUGCGCUCUCGCCUGCUUGGCCACCUGGCGGCCUGCCUGCGCCAGCUGGGGCCCUCCCGCCGCCCGGCCUCUCUGCCCCCCGCGGCCCCCGCCGUGGAGGCUGGGGCGCCCGAGGUCUACGCAGGCCGCGCGCUGCUGCCCGCGCUGGACUGCCCCUUCCCCCUGCUGCGCCCCGGGGCCGCUUUCGCGCCGCAGCUCCCGCCAGGUCUGACCCGGGCGCUCCCCGCCGACCCCAGGGCGGGGCCGCAGGGCCAGGGCGGGCCCUGGAGACCGUGGCUGAGGUGAGGCUGCGGCCUUCAGACUGCAGCGGAGGCCGCGCCCAGUUCUAGGCCCCGGCCUUUGCCGAGACUGUGCCAGAGAACACUCUUUCUAGAGGCUGUGUCAAGAGUUUGUGUUUUUUUCUGUCUCUGUGAAGCUAUGAUUUGGUAGCUGGCAGCCCAGGCCCACUGCGGUCCUGCCGCCCUGGGUCCACCAGCUCUGGGCUGCCCACCCCUCCACCUGGCCGUCAGAGGCCCCGGUCUGCCCUGGGCUGCACAGGAGCCAGCAACGUGCCUGGAGCUGGGGGUGUGAGGGGUCCCCCAGGAGGCUCAGACACCAGGUUUUCCGGAAUGUAUCCCAGCAUUGGAAGGCAGGCGCACAGCAUCACUGGCAAGGGGCCUGGAUUCGCUCUAGGGAGUCAGGGUCUUGCUGUAUAAGCUCCCCUCCCUGGAAAGGGAGGUUCCUCCCAGGGGGUAUAGACUAAGGGUUCCUCCCUCACACAAAUCCUGAGCACCUGCUGUUGGGCGUGAUGGAGGAUACCAGGCAGCGCUGGACGUGCACCCUGAGCAACCUCUGUAGUCGCUAUCCUGCUGUCCUAGCCCCUGGAGGCGCUGGGGGGCUGCGCUCCAGGUCCCAUGAGGGGCUGGUCCAAGGCACAGGAGCCCAGACUGGAGCGUCUCAUCCUGAGCCCCCGCUCGAGGCAGCACCAAGAUCCACUUGCCAACUUCGGCUGAUUUCAUCGGACAUUUGCCCACAGCCUGCCUGGCUGGGGUCCAUGGGGAGGCCAGUGAGUCAUCCGUCCACAGGCUGGUCCAUCCCCUCCUCCAAGGCUCCCGGACACACCUGAGUGUCAUUCACCUGAGUGUGGUUCACCUGGGCCUCCCAGACACAACCGUGCAUACCUGGCAGGAACCUCCAAGUCCCCACCAAGCCAGUCACCCCCAGCUCUGCCUUGCACACCUCCUGGGCAUCCAAGGGCUGGUUCAGUGAGCCUAGAUGGGUGGGGGGAGCCACGUGGGCCAAACCCUGCACCCUUGGAUAUAUGCUCAUUGGCCCUGGGCCCAGGGGAGCCUCAGAGUAGCCCUUCCCCCUUCGGAGUUGGGGCACCGCCUCCUGCUCCGUGAGGCGGAAGGGUGUUGAUGUUGUUCAGGCUGGGUCAGGCUGUGGCCUCCUCGGCAGGGGGGCUGGAGAGGGUCUCCAUGGGGGCAAUGGGAAGCUCAACCUGGUGGAGGGAGCUGCCCAGGGAAGGCCUCAGUGCAGAAGGCGGGAGGGGGGCCUGGGUGCUUUGGGAAGUGAAGCUGGGUGUGUGGGUAGAGCUGGCCCCACAUGUCCUACAGGGAGAGGAGGGACCCCCACCUGUAUGGCCCAGGGGAGGUAGAUCAUCCUAUUCCUCCUCCCCCACAAGAGGGCAGCCACCUCCGAUGACCAUGCCCCAGAGACCUUAAUCUCCGCCCCCCCCCAUUGCUAAAAGGGAUCUUUGCAGCCAGGGCCCCGCUUAGCUCUCCUUUGGGGACCUCUCAGGCUCUGGGACCACACCCAUCAGACAAGCUGCGCAGGCUAUCCCUUGUUCUCAGCCUACCCCCUGCAAUUCUCUAUUUUCCACACAACUCUGGGAUCAUCCAACCCCACUGCAGGCUGGUGUUGUGUUGUCUGGACCAGCCAGAUGGGCCACACCUGUGUCCCUCGUCUCUGGCCUCAGCACCUGCCUGAAACAGCGAAUCUCAAUCCGUACUGAUCUAAUGGGUUAGAAUUAGGGAGGCCGCAGGAAGCAUAGCCUAGGCUGAGGCUGGGCCUCCAGAGCGUGGGCCUGGGCUGGGAGGGCAGCUGGGUCUCAGGAACAGCUGAGCCCCCCACAAGCCUCCCCCACACCCAGCCAGGAUGCCUGCUGGAACCUGCUUCCUGGGGCCCCAAGUGUGGGGUGCUCCCUUCUCACAGCAGGGUGCUAGGGUCCUAACCCUAACCUCCCACAGAAUUCCUGCCCUGACCCUGGCCUCAGUUGGAAGUCCCUAGGGAGAUGGGCUCUGGGACAGUCCCCUGUCCCUCCCCCAGCCCCCAGCUGUUUUUAUAUUGGCUUUUGUCUUGCAGAGGUUGCCUGCUGAAUAGUGGGUGGUACCCCUUCCUCUGGAGGAGUGGGUGUGGCUGGCAAAUGCCAAUCACUCUCCCCAGUUCAUCUGCCACUGCCUCCUUCCAGCCCAGUGCUUGGCCUCCACCAAG
Messenger RNA from Propithecus coquereli (Coquerel's sifaka), 3059 nucleotides. RefSeq names its product hes family bHLH transcription factor 4 (gene HES4). The record is from RefSeq and is a predicted model, not a curated record. Gene Ontology annotation, biological process: anterior/posterior pattern specification; regulation of transcription by RNA polymerase II. The transcript is spliced from 4 exons. NCBI's taxonomy places the organism in Eukaryota, Metazoa, Chordata, Mammalia, Primates, Indriidae. Bases 3 to 872 code for a protein of 289 amino acids. Gene Ontology annotation, molecular function: RNA polymerase II cis-regulatory region sequence-specific DNA binding; protein dimerization activity; DNA-binding transcription factor activity, RNA polymerase II-specific. Gene Ontology annotation, cellular component: nucleus.